Messenger RNA from Myiozetetes cayanensis, 6878 nucleotides. RefSeq names its product autophagy related 4B cysteine peptidase (gene ATG4B). The coding region runs from base 3914 to 5182 and encodes 422 amino acids. Gene Ontology annotation, molecular function: protein-phosphatidylethanolamide deconjugating activity. The record is from RefSeq and is a predicted model, not a curated record. The transcript has 12 exons. NCBI's taxonomy places the organism in Eukaryota, Metazoa, Chordata, Aves, Passeriformes, Tyrannidae.
AGGGAGAUGUGGCAAAGCCUGGUUCUCCUUUAGUGCGACGUUCAAAAGCUCCACUUCAGUAUUUCGUGGGACAACGUUUUCAGCAGGCAGGCUGUGACAGAGUCGUUGGUGCUGUUCAAACCAUAAGGAAAAUCACCUGCUGCAUUUCUGUUUGAGUCACCCAAGUCUUGACUGGUUAUUUGUUUCCCAGAGCUGGUGGAGAAACAAGUGGUGUUGGUGGUGGUGAGGCAGAGCGAGGUGGUGUCUCUCAGGGGCUCUGUGCCUGCUGUGAGCACAGGUCUGGCCUCCAGCACUUUGCAGGGUGACAGCAGCGCUCGGGGGCUGCUCCCCUGUGAGGGGCCCUGGCUGCCCCUCCCUGUGAGUUUGGUACAAGUUGGGAUAAUGUUUUUAGCUCGAGUGUUUCAUUGUGCAGCUUAGGAAUAUAAGUAGGAAGGGAAAAUUUUACCCUCUACCCUAAUUCUGUCUAUUUAGACAGUUGUUCUUGUGCUGUGUCAAGAUGAGUUCCUGUGAGGAAAGGCUGAGAGAGCUGGGGGUGUUCAGCUGGAGGAGAGAAGGCUCCAGGCAAACCUUAGAGCCCCUUCCAGUGCCUGAACGGGCUCCAAGAGAGCUGGAGAAGGACUUUGGACAAGGGAUGGAGGGACAGGACACAGGGAAUAACUUCCCACUGCCAGGGGGCAGAGUUAGAUGGGAUAUUGGGAAGGAAUUGUUCCCUGUGAGGGUGGGGAGGCCCUGGCACAGGUUGCCCAGGGAAGCUGUGGCUGCCCCAUCCCUGGAAGUGUCCAAGGCCAGGUUGGACGGGGCUUGGAGCAACCUGGGCUAGUGGAAGGUGUCCCUGCCCAUGGCAGGGAGUGGGACUGGAUAAGCUUUAAGGUCCCUUCCAACCCAAACCCUGUGGGAUUCUGUGAUGCUACAGAGCUUUUCAGUAACCUCACCCAGACUCAUGUUUAGUAAAGAGCUGUUGAAGGUCACUGUUAUUGUGGGCACAUGCUGGGUGUGUCCGGGGUUGGUUCCUUGGUUCUUCAUCCAGGGCAGUUGUUUGUGGCACAGCCUGUUAUCUUGUGACUGAGCAGUUCUAACCACGUGCACAGAAGUGGAAGAGAACUCAAAUGUUUCAGCUUUAUCGUGGUACUGAAUGUAGUUUGAGUUUGAGUGCCUUUACCUCUUAAUUCCUUUAAUAACAGGUGUCUUCAGCAGUGGUGUUUUUUUCCCACAUCCCUGGGAGUGUUCCAGGCUGGGUUAGAUUGGGCUUGGAGUAACCUGGUCUAGUGGAAGGUGUCCCAUGGCAGGGGCUGGAACUGGAUAGUCUUUAACCUUCCAACCCAAACCAUCCUGUGAUUCUGUAGUGGUGUGUACAAAGCUUUGCCUUUUCUGCUGAGGCUUUCUGGGAUGUGAAGAUGUUCUGCAGAUCCUAUGGGUGAUGUGCCCAUGGGGCAGAGAUCCAGAGAGCCUCACAUCAUUCCUAGUGUGUCCAAGACUCCUGGAAAGCAAGGCUGCCUUUCUCAGGGUGAGCUGUGCGGGGCUGACACUCUGCUUUUUAGCUUUAAAUCCGUGUGAAGUUGAACUGUUGUGUUUGAUGUGCAGCGGCUGCACAUCUUUCUCUGCGGGAGCUGCUGCUCCUCUGUGCUGGAUGCUCAGAGGUCAGCAAUUAAAGCAGACCGAGGGCUUUCUGAAGGUGAAGUUUUGGAGCACUGCCUGAGAAAUGUGCUGAUCUCACCCGGCUUCUGCAGCUCUGAGAGGAGCAGCUUCAAGCAGGAUUUCUGCUUGGGGAAUUUCCAGGCUUAUUUCUUUUCAGACCCUUUGUCUCUGGCUAUGAGAGGCAGAGGAAGGUUCCUAUGCACACUGUGACACUUUGUGCCUCUGCCUGAAUUGCUUGGGCCCCACUGGCUCUUAUUUAGACCAUCUGGGCAAUAGCACAAGGGAUACAGCUUGGAAAAGUGCUGGAGCGUGUGAAGGUGGAUGCUUGUACAGGAAACACUGAGUGACCUAAAGCCUUGUGGGGAGUUUACUGCUGCCUUUAGAAUGUACUUGAUAUUAACUGGGAGCAGUCACUUGAAUUUGCCUCCCUGCAGAGGGGAAACCUGAACUCCUGUGUUUAGCAGUUGAGCCUUCUCAAGUAUUUUCUCCCAAAAUACCAGUGUGGCACUAAUCUCUGGAUGCAGAGCUGGACACACACAGCCAGAUGCAGGGCAUUCAGCUGAAGGGCUGCAAGCCUGGGACUCUCAUCCCAAAUGUGCAGUGUCAUGGCACAUGUGAUGCAUUCCCUGAACACAGAGGGAAGCAUCCAGUUGCAGAUCCCGUCUUUGCUAAGGAUCUGUCUGGUGCCCUGUGAAAUGUGAGGCUGCAGAGGCUGUGACAUUUGAGAAGGCAAGGGAAUGUUCCUGAGAAGGAGAAAGAGGGAUGGUGGGUGACUUGAUGGUUUCAGUCAUUUCCUUAAAACUAUUUGAGGCUCCUAACAGGUGGAUACUGAGAAAGCUUGAGAACUGACAGACCACAAAAUAUUCCUUGGAGCUUUAAGGCCUUCCUGAGAACUUCAGGUCUUAUGUUAAGAUCGUAUCUCUUAUCUUUAUCAAUCUGGAAAUCAGUAAAUUUUGGGUAGUAGAUAGGAAAGAAAUCCUUAAUUUCCCUGUUAAAGUUUGUUAGAGGAGACUGCAGUAGUUUGCUGGGACAUCUCUGUACAAACAGAAUUGCUUUGCUUGACUUGCUGAGGAGUCACAUUGUGGGAUGGAAAUGGGAAUGUGUGGCCUGUGCUAUCCUAAAUGUGCCUGAAAUAGUCUUAAGGACUAAUUCACACAGGGAAUGUGCUCCAUAUCUUUUGGGCUUAAGGCAGAGUCUGAUGCAAAGUUUGAUUUACAAGCCUGUUACAAUCUCUAUUGCCAAAGUUCCUGCUUAAAGCGUAGCUGGUCUUAGUGAGGGUGUCUGGUUGUUGCUACUCCAGUGUUUUCUUGGACAAUUGGAAUUCCAGGUCAGAGAGCCUAGGGGCAGAAGGUUGAUGAGAUACCUACAGGAGGCCAAAGUGUCUUGUGUAGUAGCAGGUGACUCCUGGGAAGUCAGAGGCGAGGUGUGUGCCAUGGAGGGGAGUGGCUUUCCCUUGUCCUGCUUUAAACUCAACUCACAUUACUGCAGGUUUUAUUGCAUAUUUGCUGUGAGAGGGAUUUUUCAGUCGCUGCUUUAGUAGUUACAGAACAGUCUGGCUUAGCUGUGCUUUAAAUUUUAGGUGUGGUUUGUUAAAGAAUUGACUCCUGCAAAAUCAGUUGGUUCAUUUCCAGGGUUCCCAGGCUACUUUAAAGUGCCUGGUUUUUCCUCCCUGUUGCCUGUGCCUUGUGCAUGACAGCUUAAGCUGCCCAGAUCCAAGGGCAGGCUGAGCUGCUGGGUUGUUCUGUCACGGUCCUGGAAGAGGAUGGAUAUUUAGGCACUGAUGGAUACCGUGCUCUGAAGGGAGCCAGCAAAAGGGACAAGGUUUGCCUGUCACCAGUGUACGGGUAUGUCUGCACAGCUCUGCGUACUUCACACUGUGGGUGACACCUGUAAAGGCUUCUGCUGGGUUUGUUGCCUCUUGAGGAGGGACUGAGCAAGGUUCCGUUCCCAUCUUAAGGUGAUCUGUGUUUUGUGUGUCCUUCCUUCCAAAUUUAUGUUCUCUGGAAGAGGAUUUUAACCACUUUGCUUGCCGGAAAAGAGAACCUCGACAUCAUUGCUGAUGACACGCAGGAUGGUGCCUGUUCCAGAAAAUGGUGUAGCUGCCAGCUGAAGUUUUAAAUGUUUUCUGCCCCAGGCAGAACCUGGAGCUGGCCUAGGCUGGAAAUGCCUCUGCUUUUGUGCCUGUGGAGCAGCCAGGAGCGAGUCAGGGCUGGGCCACCCCUGUGCCUCCCAGAGCUGGUGGAUGCAGUGCAGCCCAGAGGCUCUGGGGGUGUGAGUUAUGGGGCCACAGCAGCUCCGGUUCUGUAGCUUUGCCUGGUUUUUAAAACACAAGGAAAAGCUAUUAAAGGUCUGUCAUUUCUCCUUUCUCUUUCUAGCUACUCUUACUUACGACACCCUCAGGUUCGAGUAUGAAGACUUUCCUGAGACCAAAGAACCCGUCUGGAUCCUCGGCCGGAAAUACAGUGUUUUUACAGAGAAGGAAGAGAUCCUGUUGGAUGUGACCUCUCGGCUUUGGUUCACCUACAGAAAGAACUUCCCUGCUAUUGGAGGCACCGGUCCCACAUCGGACACCGGCUGGGGCUGCAUGCUGCGCUGUGGCCAGAUGAUCUUUGCUCAGGCCUUGGUCUGCAGGCAUCUGGGAAGAGACUGGAGGUGGAUAAAAGGGAAGAGGCAGACGGAUAAUUACUUCAACGUCCUUAAUGCCUUCAUUGACAAAAAAGACAGCUACUACUCCAUUCACCAGAUAGCCCAGAUGGGAGUUGGAGAGGGAAAAUCCAUAGGCCAGUGGUACGGACCAAACACAGUCGCACAGGUGCUCAAAAAACUUGCAACUUUUGAUACGUGGAGUUCCCUGGCAGUACAUAUAGCCAUGGACAACACAGUAGUGAUGGAAGAAAUCCGGCGGCUGUGCCAGUCCAACUUGCCGUGUGCUGGAGCUGCAGCAUGUCCUGCCCUGGAGUCAGACGUGCUCUAUAACGGGUACCCAGAGGAACCAGGGCUUAGAGACAGGCUUGUGCUGUGGAAACCACUGGUGCUGCUGAUACCUCUCCGCCUCGGGCUCACAGAGAUCAAUGAAGCCUAUAUUGAAACACUAAAGCACUGCUUCAUGAUGCCCCAGUCCCUGGGAGUGAUCGGAGGGAAGCCAAACAGUGCUCACUACUUCAUUGGCUAUGUAGGUGAGGAGCUCAUUUACCUGGAUCCCCACACCACGCAGCCAGCGGUGGAGCCCGGUGACGGCAGCUGCCUCCCCGACGAGAGCUUCCACUGCCAGCACCCUCCGUGCAGGAUGAGCAUCGCCGAGCUCGACCCCUCCAUCGCCGUGGGCUUUUUCUGCAAUACAGAGGCAGACUUUAAUGACUGGUGCCAGCAAAUCAAAAAGCUGGCCCUGGUCAGAGGAGCGCUGCCCAUGUUCGAGCUGGUGGAACGCCAGCCCUCACACUUCUCCAACCCCGACGUCCUGAAUCUCACACCAGACUCCUCCGAUGCCGACAGAUUGGAAAGGUUCUUUGACUCGGAAGAUGAAGACUUUGAAAUCCUGUCCCUUUGAAAACAAAUAGGAAACUGACUCUGCAAAUUUGUGUAUGUGUGGGGAGAAGGGGGGAGGGAAGCUCCUUCGAGAGCCUGGGGCUACCGGUUUUCAUAGGCGCUUGCUGCCAUCCCCGCCUCUUGUCCAUCCCGGCAUUCCGUGCAGCCUCGGAGCGGAGCGCGCAGUGUCUGCGGUGGGAUGAAGAACCAAGUGGGUGUUACAGCCUUACUGGCUGCAGUCAGAAUUUCUCAACAGCAAACAGUUGCUGGAAGUGGAUGCAGUGGUGCUUAGGAGUUCAAAGCCUAUCUGUUACAUCAGCAGGUCAGCUGGGCCUUCCGGGGGAGGCACGGGAAUCAUUAGAGCACCGGAUCCUUCUGUGGGGACUCCCUGCUGAAGCUUAAGUAGAGCCCACCCAUCACUUUGCAGGAGAAAUGUCCAGUUAAUGCCUUUAGCAGCUUCUGUUCUCACUGGCCAACCUGGACUGCAGCUCAGAAUGCCAAGGAACAGCAGCCACGUCCCACAGACAGCGGUGAAGCCUCCGGAGUGCAGAUCCCUACGGUACAACUCCUGUUCAUGCUCUGCAGUACACAGCGCUUCCUGUCCUGCUCACACCCUAAGGAAAGGGCAUUGAGGGAACUUCCAGUGACUGGGAAUUCAGUGAGCGAACGGCUGCCUGGGGAAGCAUGGAACAGAGCUGUGCUGCUGGGCAGGAGCUUCUCAAUCCCAGUCUAAGUAAAGCAGAAAGAAUGGAAGAACAGAAAAUGUGCGUGUUGCUCAGUGAGACAGUCCAUAUGCUUCUACAAUGAAAUAAUCUCUGCAGCAAGUACCUUCAGGAAACCUGCUUUGAGCAGAGAACUGGAUUCCAUAAGCUUGGAAAAGAAAAAAAAGAAGAGUCCCAGCUGGGAGAGGUGAAACAGGACAGCAGAGAUCUGCCAGGCUCCUGCCUGUGCCCCAGUGUGCUGGCACAGCAUCUGUGGAGUUAAUCUUGUCAAACCAAAAAUGUGAGGCGUGAAACUCCUCAAGAUGCCCUCGGUGCACUGAUCAGCAGUUCCUCCGGCUACUCAUGUCAGACAUUCCGUUUCCAAAGCAGAAGAGGCGCCUGAAGGUCAAGUAGGAUUCCAAGCUGUUGGUACCUUGACUCUGCUUGUCCCUCUCCCUGCGGAGUGUGCACAGAGUACUGCAGGAGCCAGCCUGGAGAAACCCCUGUCAGGUAAUCAUCCCAAAAGGGCAGAAUGCCUUGAGAAGGUCCAAUUAUACUGGCAGUUUUAGCUGCUUUAAGGUGGUAGCUCUGCCUGGGGCUCUUCUCCACACAGAGAAAGCUGGAGCAGAGCUGUCUCCUUGCAAACUGCAAGGGAAGUUGCUGCCAUCGUUCCUUGGUGCACGCUGCACUCUGCAACCCCAUUCACAAGCCUCUGGUUUGUGCAUUCGGGUUUGGAACCUGUCAGAUGACGGUGUUGUGCCCAAGGGUAGUACCACCUGGAUAGAAAUGACCCGUUUCCCCUGUGACUGACCUACUGAUGCUCUGUCCCUGUGCUAUCCGAAAGCAGAGGUUUGAACUGGGAACCACAAUGCUUCUGUCACUAAAUUAUUAUUUGCUGCUUUCUGCCUGCUUCUCCUCUUCUCUCAUGUAGUCAGGGGAAGAGGCAGCAGAGGAAGUGGGGCUGUGCUCCAUUCAUCUGCUUUCAAUUUCUAUCUGAAUAAACAGAUCUAAAAUCUU